Molecule: messenger RNA, 1023 nt
Organism: Eimeria necatrix
Lineage: Eukaryota; Apicomplexa; Conoidasida; Eucoccidiorida; Eimeriidae
Exons: 1
Coding region: 1-1023 (340 amino acids)
Biological process (GO): DNA integration
Molecular function (GO): nucleic acid binding
Source: RefSeq, a predicted model, not a curated record
AUGGCUCAUUUUGUUCCUGCAAAGAAGUCAUUCACAGCAGCAGACACAGUGGAGCUCCUAGCCGACAGUCUUAUCCGCUAUCACGGUUUCCCAGAAGUGCUUAUAUCGGAUCACGACCCCCGUUUCCAAUCAGACCUUUGGAACCAGCUCUGUCGCCGCUUCAACAUCAAACGGUGCAUGUCCUCGUCCUACCAUCCCCAAAGCGACGGCCAAACUGAACGGGUGAACCGCACACUGGAGCAGAUGCUUCGUACAUAUAUCAGAUCUGACGAACGCGAGUGGGAGCGUUUGCUUCCAGCCUUGGAACUUGCCUACAACACAACAAGCCAUUCAUCCACUGAGCUCUCUCCUUUCGAGGUCAUGAUUGGAGAAAACCCAUUGACUGCGGCGGAACUUGAUAUCGUAGGCGCGUUAGCUCCUACACUGACUCCUCCCAUGACUAAGCUUUUUCGGCAGCUCUGCGACAGAGUGCAGAGUCACAUCCUGAAGGCGAAAUGGCAGCAGAAGUAUUACGCAGACACAAAACGUCGAGCAGUGGAAUACGCAGUGGGAGAUACGGUCUGGCUCAGCAGCAAGCACCUACCGCCUUUCAACAGCUGCCCUAAGCUUGAGCCCCGCUACCGCGGACCCUUCGAAGUCCUCGAACGCAUAGGAACUGUUGCUUACCGUCUCGCUCUGCCUCCCACUUAUGAAUGCCAUGAUGUUUUCCACGUUUCUCAGCUAGUUCCCCACCGCCCCCGCCCUCCCGCUUUGGUUCCCUCGGCAGCCGACGCUGCCUGGCCUCCUAUCCACGAUGCAGCAGGCAAUCCCACAGGUGAAUACGAAGUCGACUAUAUUAUGGACCAACGCGGCUCGGGAGAUGCAGCCCAGUACCUCGUGAAGUGGCGCGGGACCCCUGAAGAGCAAGCCACAUGGGAACCAGCUAACCAUCUUACCGGCUGCCCGGCUUUGCUUCGCGCUUGGCGCCGCCGCCAACGAAGACGUCUUCAGGCUCGAAACAACAUUGGCCCUUCCGAAGCGUAG